CAGAAGAGAGGGGAAUGUGUUGUUCUCCGCGAAUGCGAACGGUUUAUGUUAAUAGUCUUUCCAAAUGAUCGUGCCGUUUGAUGGGAAAUAGUGAACGGAAAAAUUUCAAGAUUGCAGUUCGUCGGACGAUACUGCGCUUGAAAAUUCCGGGCAACGGAUAGUACAAAAUGAAGCCUUUAAUCGAAUUCGAGGAAUGUUUGCGAGACACGCCAAAGUUUCGAUCCUGCAUCGAGGAAGUAGAGGCAAACGUUGAUCUGCUCGAACAAAAAUUAGACAAGGUGUUAAAAAAUUGUAACCAGAUGAUUGACACUGGGAAACUUUUUGUAGGACAACAAAGCCAAUUUGCCAAUAGUCUUUGGGAAUUAUCUCUGUACUUUAACGAUGACUCAGAGAUAAUGGCCUUACUGAACAAAUUAAUACAUGCUUUGCAAGAAAUGAACAAGUUUCAUACUAUUUUAUUAGAUCAAGCAUCUAGAACUGUAAUAAAAGAUCUUAAUUCUUUCAUUAAGAGUGAUAUCAAAAGGGUGAAAGAAUCUCGUCAUUACUUCGAAAAAAUUUCCACAGACUUAGAUAUAGCAUUAAACAGAAAUUCCCAAGUUCCAAAGUCCAGACCUACAGAGUAUGAAGAAACUUCUAACAUUUUAUCAGCAACGAGAUCCUGUUUCCGGCAUACGGCUUUGGAUUAUAUUCAUUCCUUAACGAUGAUACAAUCACGCAAGCGACACGAAAUAUUGGGUACCCUACUUAAUUAUAUGAACGCGUGCAUCACUUAUUACCAUCAAGGUAGCGAUUUGGCACAAGAUUUGGAUCCAUUUUUAAAAGAUCUGGGCGAGAACUUAAUUAAAAUGAGAGCUGAUUCGGUGAAACUUGAGAAGGAAAUGGAAAAUCGGCAUAUUUACGUAACAAAUAGAGACUUAAUACCUUCGCCGAUACCUGGUAAUCCUAAAAUGGAAGGCUACCUCUUCAAACGUACUAGCAAUGCUUUUAAGACUUGGAAUAGGAGGUGGUUUUGCUUAAGAGACCACCAGUUGGUAUAUAGGAAGAGAACUGGUGACAAUGAUUACACAAUUAUGGAAGAAGAUCUUCGUCUUUGUACUGUAAAACCAGUAGUUGACUGUGAUAGAAGAAAUUGUUUCGAAGUAUUAAGUCCUACUAAGAGCCACAUAUUACAAGCUGAUAGCGAAGAAGCUUAUUUAGCAUGGGUAACUGCCAUGCAACAAGCAAUUGGUGCUGCUAUUCAGAGAGGUAUGGGUGCUGGUACUAUAGUUAGUAUACGGGAAUCACAAUCACAGAAUCUUAGAGGAUCAAGCAGGCAACAGACAAAGCCUAAGUCAAGAGUCUGGGAGCAACUACUAAAGAUUGCUGGAAAUAAUACUUGCUGUGAUUGUGGCGGUGAUGAUCCAAGGUGGGCUAGUAUCAACCUUGGAAUUACACUCUGUAUAGAGUGCUCUGGGGUGCAUAGAAGUUUAGGUGUUCAUUACAGCAAAGUUCGUUCCUUAACUUUAGACGAUUGGGAACCGGAGAUACUAAAAGUAAUGGCAGAGCUCGGAAAUACUGUAGUGAACAAUGUUUAUGAAGCUCUGCCAAUUCCUUCUGAUAUUAUUAGAGCUACUCCAAAAUGCAACGGUAACAUACGCGAAGCUUGGAUAAGAACAAAAUACGUAGAUCGUAAAUUCGUGAAGCCUUUAAGCAACAUGAUCUCUGGACAACACGCGAGUCGCGAUAAAAUGCACUUUCGCAAAUGGAGCGUCCGCAAAUUGCGUCGUCGACCAAGGAGUUGCGACAAAAUCGAUAGUAUUAAUCGUAACAAAACAACGACGCUAUCAUCUGUGAAAGAGGGUCAUCAUUCGACGAGCUCGGAUGACAGCAAGCAUACGUCAAUCGAAAGUUUAAGCUCUGUCGACAAAGCAAAGAAAGCUGAAAGAAGUUCCUUAAGCUCUGACGAUAGCACGAAUAUAGAUCUGAAGAAUGAAUCUACCCUGUAUGGGAAAAUCUUGGCACGACCUCGAAGCGAUGCAAACGAAAGUAACACCAAGACUGUUAAUAGCAAUACGGAAUCGAACGUUAAGAAUGAAGAUAAACUUCUUAGUCCUGAAAUCAAAGACAAUACGAUCACUAUGAGCAAUUCGGAAAAUAGUCUAUCGACGAAAAGCGAAGUGUCCUUAAGCACAGAGAAUUCUGAUGGGAAAAAUACAUUCGAGAAUAAAGAUACUGGCACAGAGAAACAGUGUAAAGUAGAAUCCGACGUGUUGAUGUUCGGAUGCGACUUACCAAAGCCAACGAUCGAUAAUAGCUUAGAGUUAAGUUCCGAUCAAGAUUCAACUGCCGGGGAGGAUGAAGAGUUCACGGAUGAAGAAGAUAUCGAGAACCUACAUCCUGAGAUGCUGCUUUAUAAAGCUGCCGCAGCACACAAUCUGCCUGUAAUGUGUGCAGCUUUAGCAGCUGGUGCUGAUAAAUCAUGGACAAACGUUAAUGACAGAGGAAGAAACGCUCUGCAUCAGGCGAUUAUAAGCGGUUCGGUGAUGUCUUGCGAAUAUCUCAUCCUAAAUGGAGCACGUAUCAAUUGCCAAGAUGGUUAUGGGAAAACACCAUUGUACUUGGCUACAGAAUUAGGUCAUACUGCCCAAGUGUGCUUGUUAUUAAAACACCGUGCUGAUCAACACAUCCAGGAUGAGAGUGGUGUUAACCCUUUGUCCAUAGCUGUGAAAGAAGCCAAUGCGGACAUUGUUACAUUAUUAAGACUUGGUCUCCUAAACGAAGAAAUGAGAGACUCGGAGAUUGGAAUUAGCGGUGAUGAAACAUUCAACGACGUCGUUCGUGACUUUAGCCAAAUGGCUUGUUCUCAUCCAGAACGGCUGCAGCGACGAAAUGAAAGUAACAACGCGUCGCAGCCGCCUGAAUGAGGUUUAAGAAGUUGCAAAGUUUAUUUGCAAAAUUUAAAAAGCAAGUUACAGCGGAAGGAGAAGAAGGAGUAUGGUACAUCGAAAAUGUCGUCUUUCAGUUCCUUGCAGGGUAAUAAAAUUGAUUAAUGAGUAACGAGUAAGUAUGAAGAACGAAG
Molecule: messenger RNA, 3058 nt
Organism: Eufriesea mexicana
Lineage: Eukaryota; Metazoa; Arthropoda; Insecta; Hymenoptera; Apidae
Gene: CenB1A
Product: Centaurin beta 1A
Exons: 12
Coding region: 168-2903 (911 amino acids)
Cellular component (GO): cytoplasm
Molecular function (GO): protein binding; GTPase activator activity
Source: RefSeq, a predicted model, not a curated record